AUGGUGACUGGCGUUUUGGCGGAAAUUCAGCAUGAUGAACUGGUGAAGAAGAUGCAGCAGCAAAAAUUUUCAUUGAUGAUUGAUGAAUCGAUGGACCUGAGCACAUCGAAGACCCCGGCCAUAGUUGUUAGGCUGUUGGAUGACGACGGAAAGAACAAUGACAUUAUCGAGGAAUUUCAAAAGGAUGGCAUUGAUUACAAGAAGCGAUUGAAAGGGUUUGCAUCAGACGGUGCAUCCGUUAUGAUGGGCAACGAUGAUUCCGUGAUGAGGCUUCUGAAGAAAGAUUGCCCAGGUUUAAUAGUGGUUAAAUGUACAUGCCACUCUUUGGCGUUAUGUACGAGCCAUGCUUGCCAGAAAAUGCCUCCGUAUGUGGAACAGUUGCUACGAGACAUCUACAGCUAUUUAUCCCAUAGCCCUAAGCGCUCUUCUGAGUUCAAAGCUAUUCAAGAAAUUGUUGAAUUGAAGCCAUUGCGUAUGCUUUACCCCUCUGAGACCCGAUGGCUCUCUCUAGAAGCAGUGCGUAUAUUUUCGCAACAUAAUGCGAACAAAACAAAAGUUCGAAACCGUCUCGCUACAAAAACUUUGAACGCAAUUAUCAAAUCGAAAUCAUUUAUCAAAAUCCAAGGGGGAAGUGCCACAGUACAGUUGUCAAACGACAUCAAGGCUAAAUUUUGCAAGACCAUGUAUAAACACAACUAG
Molecule: messenger RNA, 699 nt
Organism: Toxorhynchites rutilus septentrionalis
Lineage: Eukaryota; Metazoa; Arthropoda; Insecta; Diptera; Culicidae
Exons: 3
Coding region: 1-699 (232 amino acids)
Source: RefSeq, a predicted model, not a curated record